AUGAACAAAGCAGAAAAGCUGGCUGUGCCUGCCAAAAUUCUCGACCAUGUGGAUAUUUUCAUAUUCGAUUGUGAUGGCGUGAUCUGGCGUGGAGACUCCCUCAUUCCGGGGAUCCCUCAAGUAAUCACCAACCUUCGUUCAGAGGGGAAGAAGCUCUUCUUCGUGACUAACAAUUCCACCAAGAGCAGAGCCGGGUACAAGUCCAAGUUCACUUCCCUCGGCCUGGAUGUGCAGCCCGAAGAAAUCUUCUCCUCGUCUUUCGCCGCUGCGGCCUACCUAGAACAGACCAGCUUCAAGCAGACUGGCAAGAAGGUUUACAUCAUCGGAGAGAAAGGAAUUGGCGAAGAGCUGGAUCUGGUAGGUGUCCCAUGGCUGGGAGCUGAGGCGGACAAGGACCACCAGCCCAACAUGGGCUCUGGCGGCAGGGAUGAGCUGAUGGACCGUGCCCCACGCAAGAAGGGCACCGAGGGCAUCCAGCCCGAGUUCUACGUCGAGACCAUCAACGAUUUCUACCCUGGAGGCAAGUUCACUUCCCUCGGCCUGGACGUGCAGCCCGAAGAAAUCUUUUCCUCGUCUUUCGCCGCUGCGGCCUACCUAGAACAGACCAGCUUCAAGCAGACUGGCAAAAAGGUUUACAUCAUCGGAGAGAAAGGAAUUGGCGAAGAGCUAGAUUUGAUUGGAAUUCCAUGGCUGGGUGGGGAAGCUGACAAGGAAAAGAAAGCAGACAUGGGUCCUGGCGGCAGGGUGGAGAUUGAUCACGACGUGGGCGCAGUCGUGGUUGGCUUUGAUCGCCACAUCAACUACUACAAGUUGCAGUACGCCCAGCUUUGCCUGAACGAGCUGCCGGGAUGUGAGUUCAUUGCCACAAACUUGGACCGGGUGACCCACUUGACUGAUGCGCAGGAGUGGGCUGGAAAUGGGACGAUGGUAGGAGCUGUCUCUGGCUGCACUGGCCGGGAGCCCACUUUGGUAGGCAAGCCUGCCCCACUCAUGAUUGAUUACAUUGCCAAGAAGUAUGGCAUCACAGACCGUUCCCGCAUCUGUAUGGUUGGUGACCGGUUAGAUACUUUGUCUGGCGUGACCUCUGAGGAUGAGCUGAUGGACCGUGCCCCACGCAAGAAGGGCACCGAGGGCAUCCAGCCCGAGUUCUACGUCGAGACCAUCAACGAUUUCAUGUCGGUUUCUAAGGAGGACUAA
Messenger RNA from Symbiodinium pilosum, 1197 nucleotides. The record is from the annotation of a GenBank genome assembly. NCBI's taxonomy places the organism in Eukaryota, Dinophyceae, Suessiales, Symbiodiniaceae.